Messenger RNA from Prunus persica (peach), 747 nucleotides. Its product is annotated as macrophage migration inhibitory factor homolog. Lineage: Eukaryota; Viridiplantae; Streptophyta; Magnoliopsida; Rosales; Rosaceae. The coding region runs from base 205 to 543 and encodes 112 amino acids. The record is from RefSeq and is a predicted model, not a curated record. Gene Ontology annotation, molecular function: phenylpyruvate tautomerase activity. The transcript is spliced from 2 exons.
AAACGUUUAAUUCGGUAUACUUGGUAUUUGUUUGAAGUUUCCAAGUUUGCAAGUGUGUCUAUAUAUUAGAGGAAGAUUGAGGAGGGAGAGAAGGUGUUUGGUCUCUCUGUCUCUCUCUCACAUAUUUCCUUCCACCCACAACACGGCUCUUUGUCCAAGUUCAAACUCAAAAUCUCAAAAACUCAAAAGAAGGAAGAUCAGAAGAUGCCUUGCCUUUACAUCUCCACCAACGUGAACCUAGAUGGAUUUGACACUGAUUCCAUCUUUUCUGAAGCCACCAAAGCGAUCUCUUCCAUCACUGGAAAGCCUGAAGACUAUGUGAUGGUGUUGCUUAAGGGAUCGGUGCCCAUAUCAUUUGGCAGGAGCACCAGUGAGCCAGCAGCAUAUGGUGAGCUAGUAGCAAUGGGUGGAAUUAACAAACCAGUGAAGAGGCAGCUGAUUGCCACCCUUGGCACAAUCAUGGAGGCCAAGCUUUCAAUCCCAAAGACCAGAUUUUUUCUUAAAGUUGUUGAUAUAAGUACUGCAACAGGGUCUAAGCUCUGAUAUGGAAUUCAAAAAAGAUAAAAGAAAGGUUGAGGUUUUUUUUUUCUUUCGGUCUGAAAGAAAGGUUGAGGUUUAGGUUCAUUGUCUUCCGCAUUUGUUGGCCAAAGAAAUAAAGGAGGCUAAAGUUGCAUUGUUUUGUGCAGUGUUUCUAAUUGUAGCAGGACAAAACCCACCAAAUGAAAGUGACCAAUGGUUUUUCUCUGA